UAAAGUUACCGCUCGGUAACUUUUAAACCUUGGUAAGUUAGCGGUUAUUCAGGUUUAGUAACCGUCAAGUUGAUUGUAUAUCCACAAUAUACCGCAAAGUUACCAAACCGAAAAAUGUGGACUUUAACCGCUGGUUAAAGUUACCGAAAACAAUCCCAUGAUGCAUUUUCUAAUGACGUAUUUUCCGCGCGAUGUGUCAGACGGCGAUUUCGUAAACAAACAAAAUGGCUGACAGUGACUGUAGCGAUAGUACCGGUAAAAUUAAGCUGUCGAGGCAGUUUUCUUAUCGAGAGAACGAAGUCCUGCAAGAGUGCAUGGAAACUCAUUUCAAGCGACUCACCGCUAAACAUGCCAGCGGUGGAAGUAAUCCUAACACCAAGGCAAUUCAGGAUAAAGUGUGGGCGAAGAUCAGGGACCGCGUUAAUGCAGUGGGCAAUGGGCCGCGAACGAUUGAUCAAAUUAAACAGAGGUGGACGAACAUGGUGAAAAAGGCCAAACGUGAGUUCACCGAUGAAAAAAAAAGCUUGACCCAGACAGGGGAUGGUCCACCUCUUACAGAAAUGUCUGAAACAAGCCAGGGGAUAGUGGACAUGAUGUCUGGCCUAGCCUCCUUUAGUGGAAUACCUGGGGCUUCAAAUUGUGAAAGCUGCAUUUCUGCUCCAACUUCAACUUCAGUUGCAGUAGAAGACAGCCAUGUGCAGAUCAUUUUGUGGGAAGGUACUCCGAGUAAAACAGCUACUGCUGUCCAUAAAGGAGGUUUGCCACAAACUCCCGUUGUGAAGAUUUCAGACGAAGCUCCAGCUGCAGAAAACUGCAAUGCAGGUUAUGGGUCCGGAGUUGACGUUCCAGCACCUGAACCGGAGCGGAAGAAGUUUCGACCUGGAAACAUAUCAAAAGAAACACCAACAACUUUAAAAGAAUUACAGAUGCGGUAUUACCGAAAAUGCAUAGAGGUGCAAGAGGCACAACUUGAUUGUUGGACACAGUGUUCUCGUCUGGCAGAGGUAAUGCUGCAGAAGAUGGCUUAGAUGCUUGGGGGACUAAGACGUGUUUUGUUGUUGUUAAAUUUGCCAAGGUUAAAAUGUUGUACACUAUUUAAAUACAUACAAUCUGAUUGUUUUUAUGUUUGUUCUAACUCAUAGCUACUUACCUCAUAUAAAGUAUGUGCGUGUGAUAUGCGCUCUCACGCCGCAUCCGUCCAUCUGUCCAUGAAACUGUUCAGGCGGUGGCUGCUCGUCGAGAACGGCAUCGGGUACAUCUGGCUCCUUCCACAGAAGAGAUAGGUUGUGCAAUAUGGCACAAACAACAAUGAUCCUCGAACAUUUCUCGGGCUUCAUUCUGAUCUGCUCAUUAAAUAAAUACAAAUAUG
Dreissena polymorpha is the source of this 1369-nucleotide messenger RNA. RefSeq lists its product as uncharacterized. The coding region runs from base 225 to 1028 and encodes 267 amino acids. NCBI's taxonomy places the organism in Eukaryota, Metazoa, Mollusca, Bivalvia, Myida, Dreissenidae. Gene Ontology annotation, cellular component: nucleus. The transcript has 7 exons. The record is from RefSeq and is a predicted model, not a curated record.